AUGGCAGACGACCAACCAUGGAUGAUAGUUCAAAAUAAAGUAGAUGUUUUUGAUAAAUUAUCAGCUUUUAUUUAUUGUGAUCGACGACAACAUUUACUUAUAUUCAAUCAUGCAGCUAAUAGAAAUGCAAGUAUUUCUUCAUCGAGUUCAACACUCAGUAUUCCUGAUACUUUGAGUACAGCUAAUAUACGUUCAACACAUUCUGUUGACGUACAAACCGUUAUUUAUCUCGAACGUAUUCAAUAUAUACAACGAGGUGGUAGGAGUACUAGUCGCCGUUCAGCUCGUAAUUACAAUCAACUUGAAACAAAUCAUCAACAUAAUCAAAAUGAUCAUUAUGAUCAAAAAAAAAGACAAUUCGAAAUCUAUUAUUCUACAGAUCAACCUCGUUCAGAAUAUCUUUAUAAAAGUAUCAGUUUUCAAUUGACGAUACUCGAUGACGACUGUGAUAAAUGGAUAAAUGCUCUUUAUGUAGUUAUUGAUGAAGCAAAAAAUUUACGUGAAACAGGAAAAAGAAAUCGUUGGCUUUUACGAGAAUAUGAAAAAUUAAAAAGAUCAUCUGGUGGUUUAACAUUCGAUUCAAUAAAUAGUUGGCUUAGUUCUCAUAUUGGUCUUGUUAGUGAAAAAAAAGCUGUUGAACAACAGAUCAAAGAAAAUUCAAUAUUUAUUCAAUCAAAUGAAAUAACUGAUUCAGUUUUUAAAGCAACAUAUAACUAUUUUACUGAUCAACAACAACAAGCUCUUAUUAAAAUUCUUAUGCCUGAUUUAGUAGAAGAAAACCAAAUUUCACUUAAAAAAUUUGCUUCAUGUGUUACUAAUAAUGAAAUUGAUUCAGCACAUCAUGAAUCGAAUAAAAUACGCCAAUUUUUAAGAUUAAAUAAUAAUCAAACAGAAAUUACUCUUAAACAAUGUAUUGAUUAUUUAUGGUCAGAAGCCAAUUCAGCAUUUAAUCCAAUAUCUCGUACACAGUGUAAUCAAGAUAUGAAUCAACCAUUAAAUCAUUAUUGGAUAUCAUCAAGUCAUAAUACUUAUUUAGCUAAAACUCAAAUAUUUAAUCCAGCUUCCGUCCAUUGUUAUAUUCAGGCUUUAUUAAAAGGAUGUCGAUGUAUUGAAAUUGAUGUUUUCGAUAGUCGAACUGGUACUGAACCAGAAAUAACACAUAAAAAUACUCGUAUUAAACCAAUACCAUUGCGUGAUGUUCUUGAAGCUGUUCACGAUUAUGCUUUUGCUACUAGCAAAUAUCCAGUAAUAAUUUCACUUGAAAAUCAUUGUUCACCACAACAACGUUUUGUUAUGGCUUCAAUGUUUAUAGAAAUAUUUGGUGAAACUCUUGUUCAGUCACCUUUAUCAUCAAAUGAAACUUGUUAUCCUUCUCCACAUCAGUUAAAAAGAAAAAUUCUUUUAAAGGAUUCAAAAAAUGAUAAUGUAUUAACAAUCGAGCCACAAGCAACUAUAGACUCGGACGAGCAACCAGAUUUUCCACCCAAUGGUCUUGAUGGUCAUGUUCAAUUAUAUGAUUUUGCAAAAAAAGCAUGGUUUUAUUAUAAUUAUUCAUUUAAAGAUGAAGAUCUUUAUUUGGGUAAGGAUCAAGACAUACAUAAACAAAGAAAUUCAGAUGAAGACACUAGUGAUGAUGAAAUCAAAGAAAAUAUACCAGAUGAUACGUUAACACAAAUUUGGUAUCAUAAAGCUAUUUCACAUCAAGCUGCAGAGCGUCUUCUUUUAUCAAAUGCUGGUUAUGAACCUGGAACUUUUUUAAUACGAAAAAGUCCGAAUAAAAAUUGUUAUUGUGUUACAUUUCUAGCACCAAAUUCUACAGUUAAAAGCAUUCAAAUUGAAGAAGAAGUAAAUUCAGAUGGAAAAAUUCUUUAUUCGUUAUCACAGAAAACAUUUGAAUCAAUACCAGAUCUUGUUUCUCAUUAUCGAACAUAUGAUUUUGCUGAAAUUGUUAAGGGAUCAACCAAAACUAUUUCACACCGAUUAACAAAACCAUUACCACGAGCAGAAUGGCAUAAAGAACUUGAACGACAACCAUGGUAUCAACCAAAUUUAACGCGACAACAAGCUGAAGAAUUAUUACUAGGUAUUGCUGAAGAAAUGACAUUUUUGAUACGAGAUUCAUCCAGUCGUGCUCGUCAAGGAUAUACCAUAUCUGUUUAUAUAAAUGGUUUCAUACGUCAUUCACCUAUAUAUCGUGAUGGUUCAGAUUUAAUGCUAAUGUCAUUAACGUUCACAAGUUUAAUUGAACUUGUUAACUAUUUUUCUCAUAAACCAAUUUUUCGAAAAUUAUGUUUACAAAAACCUGCAAAAUCGUAUGUAGAUUUUAUUAACGAACAACAGCAAUUUAAAGCACAAGGAAUCAACACAAAUAUAAUAAUUUUUAAAACAUUAGAAGAUGCAAUACAAUUAAAAGUUGAUACACUUCGAACACUUCAAGUUGAUCAAAAUCCGAAUGAUCGAUCUGUUCAAGUUCAAUACUAUAUUUAUGAUGAAAAUAGAAAAAGAAAUGAAGGAUAUUUAUUUAAAUUCGAUACAGUCAAAGAUUGCAAGAUGUUUUCAGAGACACUUUGUCCUGGAUCAUCACAAUUAUUAUCAAUACACCUAUCACAAGAUGAAAUGAUAAAUAGUACGCAUCAUCUUUCAACAAGUCUUAAAAAAAGUAUACCUGCGCCAGCAUCACCUCAUCAAUCACAAAUAUUUAUAGCAGAAUUAAAUAAAUUAAUUGUUUAUUGUCAAUCCAUUAAAAUGAAAGAACAUAAUAUUAAUAAAGUACAAGAUCUAGAAAAAAUACGAUCAUUCAAAGAAAUGAUUUCACUUAGUAAUGCCAAAGCACCUACAUUUUGUUCGGAGGUUCGAGCGAUGCUUUUAUUUAAUCGAGGUCAUUUUACUCGUAUUUAUCCUGAUUUUUCAAGAAAAUCAUGGAGUUCAUACAAUUUCGAUCCUAUUCCAUAUUGGUUUACUGGCUGUCAAUUGGUAGCACUCAAUUUUCAAAUGCCUGAUCGUCCAAUGCAUAUUAAUGCUGGUCGAUUCGCAGCUAAUGGAGGUUGUGGUUAUGUACUUAUGCCAAAUUAUAUACGUUCAUUUUCUGCCAAUAUGUCAAACAUAGAUAUAAAAGCAGUUAUAUUAAAACUUCGUGUUCUAGCUGUUCGAAAUUUACGUACAAAUCAAUCAAAAAGUAUUUCAAAAGUACAAGUUAAAACAACAAUUGUUAGCAGACAGAAACUCACUGGAAAUCAAACUUAUUCAACAAUAAUUCAUGGUCCGUGUGGUAUUUGGGAUUCUAAACAAUCAUCAAAAAAUCCUGAUCAACUUCAUGCACAUUAUCGUCUUCAAUCGGAUGAUGGUGAUGUUGAUCUCUUAUAUUUUGAAGUAUUGACUGAUAACGAAGAAUUUUGUGGACAAUCAGCUAUUCCAUUAUCAUCAUUGAGAUCAGGCAUACGGUCUGUACAAUUAUAUGAUAAAUUUAAUGAAUAUUUAGAUAUGAGUGCUCUUCUUGUUGAUUUUAUUUUUAAAGCUGGUAUUUUAUUUUUCAAUAUAUUUUAG
Rotaria sp. Silwood1 is the source of this 3543-nucleotide messenger RNA. The record is from the annotation of a GenBank genome assembly. Lineage: Eukaryota; Metazoa; Rotifera; Eurotatoria; Philodinida; Philodinidae.